This is a messenger RNA of Gaeumannomyces tritici R3-111a-1, 3231 nucleotides long. RefSeq lists its product as hypothetical. The coding region runs from base 1 to 3231 and encodes 1076 amino acids. The transcript has a single exon. NCBI's taxonomy places the organism in Eukaryota, Fungi, Ascomycota, Sordariomycetes, Magnaporthales, Magnaporthaceae. The record is from RefSeq and is a predicted model, not a curated record.
AUGUUCUUCUCAACCGCCGAGCUCACGGCUUUCUCGGGCUCGAUCCUUGACAGGGUCGAGUUCCUUCUUUCGAUCCUCCUCGUCGGUGCCUUGUGCCUGACAUCCCUUUUCCUGUCCUGGGCAUGUCAAAACCCGGGUCAGGCGAAGAAGCUUGUCCUGCCGGUCCUCCCGGCCAUGCCCGCAUGGGCUCCCACGCGGCAGAGCGUCAUAAUCUCUGCUCAACUGGUUGCCCUGGUCCUCUCGAUGCCCUUGUUCGUGGGACUUGCCCUCGUCGUGUGGACGUUCGUCGGCGUCCGUCAGUUCUGUCGCUCCGGCGGCAGCCUGGCGGCGUCAGUCUACGCGAUGAGGACUGUGGACCUGGCCAAGCGCGCUGGCCUGGACACAAGGUUGGCCGAUCUCAUCGCCAAGAGGAAUGGCCUCGUGGACGCCAUCAACGUCACAUGCCUCCUCAAGCGGCGCGAGCUACUUGAGGACAUCGCUUCGUUCCAGUCCGGAAUUUGGUACGCUCUCCGUGGGGAGACGUGCCUGCAGCAGUUCCUGGACCAGGCGGAGUGGUUGAAGCGCAUCGACGUGCCACGGGUCACCCUCGUCCAGGCCACGCGUCGUCUUGCGAUCCCGCCGGGCCGUUUCGCCGCUUUCCUGUAUCGCUACGACUAUGAGUGCGCGAUUCUCGAGCACAAGAUUGGUCGUAUGCAGGAAAUCACGGACGGUCUGUCUCAACAGCUCCGGGACUACCAAGAGAAGCUCUCCAAGGGCCAUGCUGGUCUCGAGGGUGAGCGUCUCGCCUUGCGAAAGGUCGUAGCCGAGCUGAAGAAGUGGAAUCGCCUGACGAAGGAAGCUGGAAUCCGCCUGAGCGACCCCUCCGGCACGCGGGCCUCGAGGUCUGACCUCAAGGUUCGUUUCCCGGUGUGGGAGCGCAAGCUCACUGCUGUCGAUCUGGGACCUUCUUCGCGGAAGGUGGGUAAGCUGGUCGACGUGGGUGCCUCGGUGCCCAUUGACAUGCCGGUGGCUCCCGUGCUCCCUUCGGGGUGUACCCCGGCGGUGGCCAGCUCAACUGAGCUUGUCUCCACCGUCGACGACACGAUGCAGAUGAGCCUGGAUUCCAGCCCUGCGGUAGGACAAGAGCAACCUCCCACGCAGCAGCAGCAGCAGGUACUCCCGGUGCAGGCGACGCUCCCGGCGACCCCAGCGCUCCCGGCUCCGCCGGUGCAACUGGCCCUCCCGUCGGCGCCCAUGCCACAAGCACAGCCCGUCUUCAGUUCCAUGGUUGCUCAGCUCCGGCUGGCGACCGAGAACAGGAAGAAGCUGGAGGCAGAGCACCGGAGUCGUGUGCAGUUCGAGGCAAGGCUCGAAGCUACUCGACGGUCUUAUCAGCAGGCCCAGCACGAGCGCGACAUGGCGGCCCAGCGGCAACACGAGCUGGCGGUCCAGGCCCGGCUCAAGCUGGACCGGGAAAACCGACAGAAGCGUGAGAUGGACGCCCAGGCGGAGCAGGAGAUCCCUGCUCUGACUGAGCUCCUCUCGAGCAUCCGCAUCGAGGAUCCUGUCGUCGCCGCCUUGCCUCUUGCUGCCUCUCCUGUUGUUGUUGCUGCUGCCCCGUGCUGCGAGAUUGACAUGGUCGUGGACGACGAGGUCGAAGCCGUCCCCACACCCGUUGUCUCGGAGCCAGAGGCUAUGGAGGUUGCGCAGCCCGACGAAGACGCAUCGUCGGCUGCACCGAUUACUAACCUCUCCAGCACCGCCACUGCCCCGGGACCCAGUGUCGAGCAGAUGUCGUUUGACGAGCUCCCGCUGCUCCCAGAAGAAGAUGACGAGGACUACCUCAACCAGGACGUUCCGGUCACUGCUGGCCCGUCGUCGUCGAAGCUCCCGGUCAUCGAGCCGGUCGCGAGCUCGUCGACUGCCAAGCACACCGUCCCUGCCGUUCCCGCUCCGCUUUACGUGGACUACGGCAACGUCCAGUUCGACCUCAGCGUGCCUUGCCAGGGUCAAGCUCCUCCUCCGUCCGCGGUAGGCAGCACCUUCGGCGCUGGUGGCCUUGGGUUCAGCGGUGCCUUCUUGGCGUCUGCUGGCCCCUCGGUCCCUACAGCCAGCGUCGUCGUGCCGUCCGCCAAGGGCAAGGAGGUAGUGAGGGCCCCCGCCGCCGAGAAGGUUGAGCCCAUGUCCCCGCCCGCCCCUGCCCUGGUCAUCGAUGACCAGUUCCUCUGCCCUCGCCUUCUCAAUGAUGAUGACAUCAAAGAGAUGGACGAUAUGCUUGAGGAAGCCAUCCGCGAGAUGGACGAGCAGAAGGCGGGUGGAGAAUCGUCGUCUUCGUCUGCCCAGGUUCCUGUGACGCCUGCCCCCAAGGUGUCUACUCCCGCCGUCAGCUUCGCGGCUACGGUGGACGCACAGGACCAGGCAGUCUGGGAGAGCCUUGCGGACAUCGGCAUGGACCAAGAGGUUGCCGCGUCGGCUCCGGCCGUCGCACCGAGGGCGCCUGUCCAGAUGCCCAAGGCGGUUCCGGGGUCAGUGAAGACCCCCAAGAAGUCCUCCAUCCCCCCUCCCGGCCAGCGGCCAAUCCUGGUCCCGCGCCGACGUAACGCUGUUGCCGCCGCUGCUCCCCCGGCCGCACAGCCCCAAGUCUCCCCGCCAGCUGCUCCCCAAGUCCGGCCAGCUCCCCCGCCGGCACAGCAGCAGAGCCGCGCAGCUCCUCUCCCGGUCGGCCAGCGGCCAAUCCUGGUCCCGCGCCGUCGCAACGCUGUCGCCGCCGUCGCUCCCCCGGCCGCACAGCAGCAGGAGCCUCCUCAGCAGGCCCUUCAGCAGGCACCGCUGGCAACGGCCAGCAACGACGAGCCUCGCGAGAGGCUCGAGGCGCACGAGAUGGCGGCCCUCCGGGUCAAGACCUCGCGCGCCGUUUCGAAGCUGGCGCGUUCCAUGCUUGCUGAAGCGUUCGAACACCAUCUCAAGGCGUCGAACGAGUGCACCGCUGACGAGCUGCGCGCGGCUCGCAACAACAUCCGCGACUCUCUCGACGAGAUCAUGUCGUCGUUCCAGCCCGCCGUCGCCGGCACUUACGAGUGCUCCGACUGCGACGCCAUCAUGGCGAAGUGGGUGCACCAGCACCUCUUCUCCUCCGGGCGCGUGGCCGAGGCCGAGCGCAAGCUGAUCGACAGCAUGAAGAAGGGCGCCAACGGAGCGCCGGGCAAGUUCAGGAGGAGGUACCUGAGGUUCGCCGGCUGGGCCGGGUGCUAA